This is a messenger RNA of Penicillium oxalicum, 3330 nucleotides long. Its product is annotated as SAPS family protein. The record is from RefSeq and is a predicted model, not a curated record. The coding region runs from base 1 to 3330 and encodes 1109 amino acids. Gene Ontology annotation, cellular component: cytosol; nucleus. Lineage: Eukaryota; Fungi; Ascomycota; Eurotiomycetes; Eurotiales; Aspergillaceae. The transcript is spliced from 3 exons. Gene Ontology annotation, molecular function: protein phosphatase regulator activity; protein phosphatase binding.
AUGUUCUGGCGCUUUGGGGGAUAUGCGAGUAUCUCCACCAUCGAUACCCUUCUCGACAAGCCCGAUGUCGCCCUUGAAGACCUGCUGGAUGAGCCGGAGAUCAUUCAGGAAUUGAAACAACACAACACGAAACUCAUUGAAUAUCUACGCGAGGACCAUGUCCUCAAACGACUUAUGGACCAUGUCAUUGCACCGAGUCUACUGAAUGAUGACGAUGACGAAGAAGAUGAAGAUGAAAAAAACGACAACGAUGCCCAUGAGAAAAACGACAGUGAGGCUGCCGAUGUCGCGACUGCGCCGGCAGAGGAGAUGGAUAGCGAGACCAAGGGGCAAAAACCAGCGAGGGUCACCGAUUCCCUCAGGAGUGUGCUUGACCCGGAGGAUUUGGAAAAGGUUGAAAAGACUCGCUUGAAGCAUGCGUACGUCGCCUGCGAGAUCCUCUCAUCGGAAACGUGGUCCAUUUUGGAAUCGAUUAUGGCCAACCCGGCCCACCUGCGUGAAUUUUGGGGCUUCGUUCGCAGAUCUGCGCCGUUGGACUCACUCCAGGCCAGUUAUUUCACGAAGGUGAACGAGACCCUGCUGGAUAAGAAAACCGAAGAGAUGCUGGAAUUUUUGAAAUCCCUUGACGGGAUCGUGGCAGCGUUACUGCAGCACGUCGACAACCCCAUGGUGAUGGAUCUCUUGUUAAAGAUUAUCAGUCUAGAAAAGGCGGACGGUGGGCAAGGGACCGUGGAUUGGCUGCAAUCGCAGAAUCUGGUUCCACUUUUAUUGUCCUUCCUUUCUCCAGAGCAGCCGGGUUCCGUGCAGACAUCGGCUGGCGAUUUCUUGAAGGCCAUCAUCACCAUUUCGGCCAAUGCGACCCCGAACGACCAGUCCUGUAUUGGACCCAACAGCCUCACCCGCCAGCUUGUCUCACCCGAGCUUGUGCAGCAACUGAUCAAUGCAAUGCUCAAAGGUGGCAACCCCUUGACCGUAGGCGUGGGCAUCGUUAUCGAGGUGAUCCGCAAGAACAACUCAGACUACGAUCCGGAGCAAAUCGGCGGUCCCGACUCGAUGCCGACACCCUACGAUCCUAUCUAUCUCGGACAUCUACUGCGCCUCUUCGCAAAGCAUAUUCCUGACUUUAUGACGCUUAUCCAAAGCUCCAAGCAUACCGUGCACGACGGCACCACAUCCAAAUCCGUUGAGCGAGGUCGUUUGAACUCCGCAUGGGGUGCUAGCAUUGAGCCCUUGGGGUUCGAUCGUUUCAAAACAUGCGAAUUAAUGGCAGAGUUGUUGCAUUGUAGCAAUAUGGGUCUUUUGAACGAGCCCGGUAGUGAAGACUAUGUCCGUCAGCGUAACGAAGAGCGUGACAGACUGAUCCGCGGUGGCGUCUUUGGACACCACCGUGAUGAGCAGUCAGGCAUGGAAUACAACGAUACGACUGCUGAUUUCACAAACGGAUCGACCAUGGAGACGGAUGUGCCCGAGGAUGCGAAUCCCAAAAUCGGCGACGACGAGAGUUUCGAGAAAGUUGGCACCUCUGGUGACUCCGUCGGUGAAAAGAACGAGGAGAAAGAUUCCAGUACACAUUCAGACUCGCAGCAACCUUCUGCGUCACAUGUUGAGACCUCUACGGAAACCACUGGACCGUCGUCCCCAAAGACGCCCACCACUGCGCUCAGUGAACAAAUAAGCGAUAUCAAACUCGAAGAGCAGGAUUCGCACAAGGAAGAUAUGCCUGCAGAAAGUGACAGCAGCGUCCUCGCUGUGACAGCAGCACCCGGGGACGUCCCUCCUCCCUUGUUCGCCUCGAAGGAAGCGGAAGCAGAGGCGGAGGCUGGUCAGAAAAUGGAAGGCAUAUCUGAGUCCAAGAAGGACGAUGAGCCUUUGAAAGAUGGCGGAGCUGAAGACUCGGCUGACCAGUACAUUCAGUACGAUCUAGACGGGCGCCCCGUCGUGGGAGACUUUUUGAAGAUUAUGUUCGUGGAAAACCAAGUGGUGCCCACUAUUCUGGGAUUUUUCUUCCGAUUCCCGUGGAACAACUUCCUCCACAACGUUGUCUAUGACGUUGUACAACAGGUCUUCAAUGGUCCGAUGGAGCGCGGCUACAAUCGUGCCCUUGCGAUUAAUGUCUUUGAGACAGGCAAAAUCACAAAUGCCAUUGUCGAAGGUCAGAAGCGAAGCGACGAGACGCAGCGUACCAAGCAGAUCCGUCUUGGGUACAUGGGCCACUUGACCCUGGUGGCAGAGGAAGUUGUCAAGUUCAGUGAGCGACACCCGCCAGAGCUGCUCUCUCGUGCCGUGAUGGAGGCUGUCCUAGAUCCGGAAUGGAUCGAGUAUGUUGAGCAAACUCUCUCCGAGACGAGAGAGCGUGAUAAUGCCAUCCUUGGGGGGGUUCGACCAGACAUGGCCGGCGGACAUAGACAAACCUCUGCAAACAAUUCUGCCUCCAGUCAAGGGUUUGGUGGUUCUUCAGCUCUUGCCGACGCAGGUCUGAAUGGUGGAAUUGGGGGCUCGGCCUUCCAGGGAUUUGAUAUCAACCAAGGCAGCGUUUCUGGCGGAGCAUUUGGUGGAGGUGGUACCUCAUUGUUGAGCGACUUUGCCAGCUCCAGCGACGAUGAGGAUGAGGAAAUGGAAGAUCACGAGGACCGUGAUAUUGGAAGUGCCGAUACUCGUGAUACUGAGAAUAUGUCCGAGAACUCUUCAAGCCAACCGAUUCCCAUUCUUCCCCCACCUCCGGCCCCACUGAGUAUGGGACCCUCCAGAGCUCGUCGUCAACUAGCAGCACGGCUUGCGGCUCAUAAGCAGCAAUCUGGUGACAGUGAGGAGGGUGCUGCCGACGACCACACACAGCAGGACGCAGAGGGCUGGUCGUCCAACCCGUUCAUCAUUGCAGGUAUUGAUGACGAUGCCGAAGGUGCUCACUCGGCGUUCCCCAGCCUCGACUUCGAUUCGACCGAGGAUCAAAACUUCCAUUCCACGUUUCCCGAUUCGGGAUUCAGUCCCCCGGAUUCCUUCUCUGCAAACUCAUCGGAAGAGGAAGGAGAUGACCGUGGGGAAGGUGUGCGAAGACGGGUCCGUGUCCCUCUGGAAGUCGAAGACGAUGACGAUGAGAUGGGUGAAAUGAUAGGACCCAACGCUGGUGGGAUGGAUUCAGAUGACGAGGACGAGGCCAUCAUCAACGAAAGUCUGGGCUACUCCAACCUCCCCGGUCCGAUGCGAUACGGUGGUUUUUCGCAGCCGCGACCCUCUGGUUCCCACUAUGAUGACGACCAAGACAGCAGUGACGGUGAAGACGACGGCCUUGUCGAGAUCCUUGUCCCUGGCCGCAAACCUUCCACCUCUUAG